UUCCAAAGGAUUAUAUUGGUGUCGUUGUUCUAUGUGUUAUUGUAGUUGCGAGAAAGAUGGAUGUGGCCAUAUUGUGUGGAUUCAUUUGUUAUAUCAAAAGAGCAGUUUUUUAAUAUUAAAAUAAUGAAAACAUGUUGCGGUGAAAUGUGUCGGAAUAAAAGUGUAAUGAAAUUGAUCUAUAUGAUGGUUUGAUGGUUCGAGUUGAUGCGAGUGGUUUAACACGCUGGCCUCGUUCCAUGGUAUCCUAUUGCAGCCCAAAGUCUACGUUUAUGGUGUAUCAAAUUUCGACCGUGAGGAUAAUUUUACACCUCUUUUACCUGGGCCCUCUGUGUAGCAUUAUAAGUUAGAACGAAUUAUAGAACUUAGUGCAGUAUAAGUGUACAAACAGACAAAGAGAUUGAUAUUGUAUUAAAAAAACCAUACUUUAACAAAACAGUUGUGUUGAGGGUGACAGAGAGUCUAAAAACGAGGUCAAACACAACGUUCACAUCGUUCAGCGCACCUGUACGGCGUGAGGGAUUUGCAAUGAAAGCGUAGCCAUGGUCUUAGCAGUCCUUAUUAUUUUUUGCCAAUAUCGAACAGAGGUCUACGUUUGGUGUGUUGGUGUUUGUGUGUGUGUGUGUGUGUGUGUGUGUGUGUGUGUGUGUUAUGUAAAAAAGUUUCGGCGAGAGCACUAAUUGGCGGAAAAGUUCGACGGCACCGAGAGCUCGACAAUGUACGCAUCGUCAAAUGUAAUGUUUGGGCACGCAAAUGUAACGCUAUCAGAAGUUGCGUGAUAUUUUGUGGGUUAAAAGGUUAAUGAUGUUCCCACCUAGUCCACAUUCGAAACGCUUAACUGUAAUUCGAUUAAAAGAUAGCAUAACGAAAAUUUCAAUGGAAAUGAAAUAACGGUUAAACAAAAAUAGUGUGUACGUAAAUGAAUAAUUAUGCAUAGUUUUAUCGGAAAAUAAAACAUUAGUAAAGUAUGUUCAACCAGUCAUUGACUAAAGAUAACUAGAAAUCUAUACGUGCAUAUAUCCCGUAUAUUGUAUCGGCUUACAAAACAAUCACGAGCUUAUCUGUGUGAACAUCUUUCAUGUGAAAGCUAUGUUCAAUUUUGUCUUUUGCGUGACGCGAGAAAUACAUGUUCCUGACCUUCCUGAAGGUCCACAGGAGCGGCGACUGUUGGUCAGAAUAUCAUCAUAUGUUAUCAAUAGUUUAGUUUCCGACGGUGAUAGCUAAUCGAUUUCCUAUGCCAUUUUACUGGGGUAACAUUAGACUUGAUACAGGGCAGAAUAGAGAACUCAUGUGGUUGUUUCUAGCUGUUAUGUUUAUAGGGAAGUUGAGUAGUAAUUGAUGAAACUGCUUGACGAAAUAUUAUUAAAAUAUCUAAUAUAACUGCUUUCGAGAUGUUUGAAGCUUUGUCGAAGAUAGAAAAAGCUACGCUUUUUUAAACAAUAAGUUAAGUACUUACUAAAUUAUUCAACGCGUUUAAAUACAAGUCCUUUACAUUAGACUAGAAAACAAUAGUGCACUAUGGAGAGUUCCUUAAAGCUAGCACAACCAAAAUAAUGACAACCCAACGAGAUAGUUUCGCUUUAUAUUUUUCCGUCUCACUUUUCUAAUUCAAUCAAUAAUUCAACCCCAAACACUGAAGGUUUCCACUGGACGGCUGGCUGGACUGAAUGCAGACACAAAUGCACCGAAUAUUUAUGGACCCUCUGAGCAAAUAAAUUGAUUGAGCCUGUUAGUGAGCCAGUAAGAAAAGGGUCAGUUUUAAACGUAAGCAAACGUUUCAAGACCUAGGACUAUCCAGCUGCGGUGUUGUUUCGUUUGAAAUGCGACAUUGAACGGAAGUGGUAGUGCUGUGGUGUACCAAUGGUGAACUUAAAGCUGCCUGUUUUUCAAGUGUUUGUGAAUUUUCGGCCAGGCAAGAACGAAAAACUAGAACAUGCAUGAGCCUGUGGGUAGUGUUGAAUGUUGGUGUUUUACCCAUUAAACCGUUGAAAAAUAACAAUUUAUCUCUGUACAACAUCCGCUGUGCUCUGGAAUGUGAUGGUGCAAGUGGUGUAGAACAAUAGUUUAGUCAAGGUACACGGGCGGGGGUUGCAGCCAUGAAUCGAUACCUGACGCUAAGUCAACUGGGAGACGGUACCUACGGUACCGUUGUCCUUGGCCAGCGGAAGGACACCGGCGAAAAGGUCGCCAUCAAGCGCAUGAAGCGGAAGUACUAUUCCUGGGAGGAAGCGAUGAGCCUGCGGGAGGUGAAGUCUCUGAAAAAGCUUUCCCACGCCAAUGUGGUAAAGCUCAAGGAGGUGAUACGGGAAAACGACGUGCUGUACUUUGUGUUUGAGUACAUGCAGGAGAACCUUUACCAACUGAUAAAGGACCGUGAUACCCAUUUUCCGGAAGCGACCGUAAGACUGAUACUGCAGCAGAUUCUAACCGGGUUGGCGUUUAUGCACCGACACGGUUUCUUCCACCGGGACUUGAAACCAGAAAACGUGCUGUGCAGUGGUCCGGAAACGGUAAAAAUAGCCGACUUUGGAUUGGCUCGCGAGAUACGUUCGCGGCCUCCGUACACGGACUACGUUUCGACGAGAUGGUACCGGGCACCAGAAGUGCUCUUACACUCGACUCGGUACGGCAGUUCCAUAGAUCUUUGGGCAGUGGGAUGUAUCAUGGCGGAGUUAUACACGUUCCGACCACUAUUUCCUGGAUCCAGUGAAGUGGAUCAACUGUUUAAAAUAUGUUCCGUCCUAGGCACACCGGACAAGUCCGACUGGCCCGAUGGUCACAAGCUUGCUGCUACGAUACAGUUCCGAUUUCCGGAAUGCCCCAAAAUACCGCUGGCAACUUUGGUGACGCGUGCCAGUUCCUCUGGAAUACAACUAUUAGAAGAUUUGCUUCUGUGGGAACCGGAAAAGCGACCAACCGCUCAGCAAUCCAUGAGAUAUCCAUACUUUAGUUCGAUAAAAGCUCGUAACUCGGCAAACAUCGCAACGAAUGGUUUAACACAGCACAAUCAAUCACACAAUGGUAACAUAAACGGUGGUCCCGUGCUUGGCGUUCCAAAUGCACGAGUAUCUAUUGUAGAACUAGCUACCAACACAAAGCAUACGCGUGAGGCGAAUGAGAGUAAUGGACAUUUCAAUCCAAUUAGCCAUAACGAGCUGAACGAUCUAAACUCAACGCUAAGCCUAUCACGCGUGUCCGAAACGUCUGUCGAACGGACGUCUCACCACACGCAACUGACUCAGGCCAGUCAGCAAGCGUACACCGAGGAUGAGAAGGAAACUGCUAAGCUUCAGAGUGGUAUAAACUAUAGCUUGCUGAAGGACAUGCUUAAUGGUUACAGUGUCGGAAUUGGAUCUGCAGCUCAACAGAACGGACAGGGAUUGACUAAGGUACUUCGAAACGGCCAAUCGAGUACGUUCAUCAAGUCUAACGCUUCCUACGACACCAAUAAUGUUGCAAGCGAGAUGGACAAGGGUACUAAUCCCGGAUCCGUUGUCAGUUAUGCUAUCAUUAAGCCCGCCGUAGUGCGAAUUGAUGAUAACCGAUUAGCCGACGCACCCAUAAAGCCAGCGGAUGGUAUCGGAAUCGGUGGUAGAAAAGAAAAGGUGAACGAUAUAUUCGUUACACGAAACAAUGACUAUCAGCAGGAUCAGAGUGGAAAUGGUAUCACGAAGGUGGUAGGGCAACGCACUUUUCCGAUCAUUGACAGUGACGAUUCGAGUUACUUCGGAAGCGGUUUCUAUUUGCAUAAGAAAACCUCUGGACAGGUGUUGAAAAAUGGAACAUCGGCCGUAAGCAUUGGAGGUGGGAGUGACGGUGGUGGUGUCGGACUUGGCCGAAGAGCUGUUGGUAGUGGAGUAUACAAUAGUAGCUUUCUUAACGACGGCAAGGCAUACAAUUCAUUUUCAAAACAACCGAUGCUAAUGACGCGGAAGACGGACGAAGACUUGAAGGUGUUCCGUAACCGAAAUGGACCCAUGGAUCGUGCAAUCCACGGCCAUUUUAGCAAAAGCUGGGAGCCAUCACAACAUCUAAGCGAGAGGCAGGAAGAUGACUCGUUAGAAGAAAUUUUAGGAAGUCGAAUAAAAGCAUCUAAAAAACCUGCACACGAUUUCAAGCUGGAGGAUCUUUUUGGAACGCUAUCGUUUAGCAAAGAUUCAACUGCUUCCAAAUACCCGAAUACCGUCCCGUUUGCCAAGAGCUCUACCAAAACGAUCGGACCCAGUGGUGGGAUGGCAGACAUUUUCGACAACUCAGAUACUAAACCUUCCCAUUCUAGUGCAAAUGUGGUGCCACGGCGCAAAAAUCAGCAGCAAGUAUUCGUAUCAGAUACCAGUAACCUUAGCUCCGACAAAUACAACGGUAUUAAUGCAUCAUUCAAGCUGUUCCCUUGGGAUGACAUACCGAAGAAUGGUGUAGAAAAGAAACAAUGGAUACCCGAUGGAGGGGUGUUGGCAUACGUUGGUACCGGUAACGAACACACAGGACGAACGGACUGGGCCGCCAAGUACCUGAGCAAAUAAGACAUGUCUCCAGUUGCACGUCUCAUAGCAUUAUAAGAUUCGUUCUUGUUCUGUCUAGCAACCUAUCUGUGAUAGAUCAGCGUAACUUUAGACAAUUUUGGUAGUUGUUAUGUUUGAGCUGUAUUAAUGAAGUUAUAAAUGAACGCCUUGUACAAAUAUAUGAUACACGAUAUCUUCAGUUCGCUGAUUGUAAUAGUUGGUAGUAUGAAUAAAAGUAAUGAUUUUUUCUUAAAAAUAUGUAUGGGAGAAUUUAUUGAAAUGAAGAAAGGAUUAUGAAUGCAUUUAAAAAUGAGG
Messenger RNA from Anopheles gambiae (African malaria mosquito), 4814 nucleotides. Its product is annotated as serine/threonine-protein kinase dyf-5. Gene Ontology annotation, cellular component: cytoplasm; nucleus; cilium. NCBI's taxonomy places the organism in Eukaryota, Metazoa, Arthropoda, Insecta, Diptera, Culicidae. The transcript has 7 exons. Gene Ontology annotation, biological process: cilium assembly; intracellular signal transduction; intraciliary transport. The record is from RefSeq and is a predicted model, not a curated record. The coding region runs from base 2094 to 4520 and encodes 808 amino acids. Gene Ontology annotation, molecular function: ATP binding; protein serine/threonine kinase activity.